Molecule: messenger RNA, 1390 nt
Organism: Chrysemys picta bellii (western painted turtle)
Lineage: Eukaryota; Metazoa; Chordata; Testudines; Emydidae
Product: phospholipase A2 inhibitor and Ly6/PLAUR domain-containing protein-like
Source: RefSeq, a predicted model, not a curated record
UUUCCAGCCAAGCCAAGCCCAGCCCAGCCCGGGGCCGCCCCUGGGUCUGCCGGCCCGGCCCAACCCAGCCCAGUCCUAUAACAGUCCCGUGAGGCAGCGCCGGCCCCACAGCCGGCCCGAGCCUGCGACAGCAUGGGGGAGCUACUGGGCCUGUGCGUGCUGGCUGCGCUGCUGGGCACAGGGGGCGCCAUCUCCUGCUAUAACUGCACCAGCUCGGAGGGCUACAACUGCACCACGAACCAGGCCACCUGCACCAGCGCCGUCAACAGCUGCAUCACCAUCGCCCGCGACGAGGAGCAGGGGGACGAGGACAAGGAGAAGACGGUAUACGAGAAGAAAUGCAACUCGGACGACCGGCUCUGUAACCAGUUCUACGGGCUGACGGCCGGCGCCUACCGUCUGCGCUGGAACUCGACUUGCUGCCGGGCGGACAGCUGCAACGUGCCCGAGAUCACCCUGCAGCCCAGCUCCGGGGUGCCCAACGGGCUGCGCUGCCGGUCGUGCUUUGCCCGCGGCUCGGACGUCUGUGUGCCCACCGAGGUGCUGAACUGCACGGGCCUGCAGACCCGCUGCAUCCAAUUUGCCGCCACCGCCGGCGCAGGGUUCGAGGGUCUCCGCGUGGCCUUCAUGGGCUGUGCCACCCGCAGCCUGUGUGACGUGGGCGCCGUGGCCCUGUUCGCCUCCCAGCCCCAGGCUGUGCUCAAGACCAACCUGUGCAGCGCGGCGGGGGCGGCCCGGGGGGGGCUGCCCCUCCUCAGCCUGGGGGGGCUGCUUCUCUGGGCGCUGCACCCCUGAUUGCAUCAUCCCCCCUCUGCAGCACCCCCCUUUGGCGGGGAGCCCCCCCCGAUCGCACUUUCCCCCCUAUAGGGCUGGGAACUAGCCCCUUCCCCAGCAGUCGCUGCCUCCCGGUUAUCCUCCCCCCAGCCCAGCACUGCCCCCCAUCACCCCCCCAAAGCUGGGCACUGCCCCCUUAAAUGCCACCUGCUACGCCCCUCCCCACCUGCCCCAGCGCCCCCCCGUCACUCCUCCCCCGACACAGUACUUCCCACAGCCCAAUUCCUUGUCCUCUUCCCUGGGUUGGGUGGGAACCGGCGCCCCCCAGAGGGGACAGGCCCCUGCCCCAUUCCCCACCCCCUGAGCCAGCCAGUCCCUGCCCUGGGGCUGGAUGGGAGCCAGCACCCCCUGGAGGGGACAGGCCCCGUGUCUGUUCGCUGGUCGUGAUUGCCAAACCCAGGGCUUGCAGGAGUUUCUUUUCCACCUGAGAUCUGGGAUCCGGGUUGAUUUUCCGGUUUCAUUCUGGUCUCACCAACCAGGCUCACGCGACGGGAACGGCCAGUUUGGGUCAAAAAUGCCGUUGCAGAGUUUUAUAUAAUAAAGUUGCAAAUACGCA